Messenger RNA from Staurois parvus, 660 nucleotides. Lineage: Eukaryota; Metazoa; Chordata; Amphibia; Anura; Ranidae. The record is from the annotation of a GenBank genome assembly.
AUGGCAAAUCCACAGUCAAGCUGGCUGAAGCCAUGCUGUGGGAGAAGGGCUACGGUGUGGCACGUGUUUCUGCUGAGUGCUGGAGUGAACAGCUUUUUGGUGGCCUGUGUCAUUCUUGUGGUGGUCCUAAUGACAGUGGAACUGCUGAUAGACACCAAGCUGCUACAGUUCUCGAAUGCAACACAGUGUUCAGGGAUCAUCCACUGGAUAAGCCUGUCUAUCUUGUCGAUGUUCUUUGUGGAGACUGUGCUAAGAAUUACCAUCCUUGGCAUAUGGGAUUAUAUUGAAAAUAAAGUUGAGGUACUGGAUGGAGCUGUCAUUAUUCUCUCUCUAGCUCCUAUGGUUGCUUCCACUGUGGCUAAUGGGCCAAGUAGUCCAUGGGAUGCCAUCAGUCUCUUCAUUUCCCUGAGGAUUUGGAGAGUAAAGAGAAUUAUUGAUGCUUACGUCUUACCUGUGAAAGUAGAAAUGGAGAUUGUGGUGCAGCAGUAUGAGAAAGCCAAGCUUAUCCAGGAGGAGCAGCUGGAAAGGCUAACACAGAUGUGCCAAGAGCAAGCGUCAUUAUAUAAAUGCAGAGAUCCCUACCUACUUGGCAUACCAACCACAAAGGCCAUGGCCUUGCAGGUCAACGGAGAUGCACAGAAUAACUUGGCUGGGAGAGGU